CCGUCAACGAAGCUGGCGUGGUCUAUGAGAGUCGGCUAUUUCCGUGCUCCGAAUGCGCUGGACACUUAAAACUCGGCUCUUGUUGCAUUACCAGAACUUUACAGACUUGAAGAACGCUAUAGGAGGCAGGCUGUUAAAUUCAUAGCCUUUUACGCUUCAUCCCCAGCAGCUUGAGUAAAUUUCAUCUGAGAGAAAUUACACUCUACGGCACUGCUGCUUGCACAGGUUCUAGAUGUAGAGCUAUGGCAUGAAUCGUCUUGGACGGAAGAUGCCAUGUGAGAGUCUUUGAGAAAUUACCCGAGGACAGCAGGACUGAUUGUGGUGAGCCGUGUGAGAGGCCAUCCAGACCACGUCCAUGGCGAUGAAUGGAGCGGUGGCCACUGAGCCGCCCGCCCAGGAUGAGAACACGGGGCAGCACAGCUGUGCCAAGGCAGAGCGUCUCUCUGACAGCGCAAAGAAGAUGAGCCUCCCAACCAGUGCCCAGCUGCCCCCGCUGACUGAGAGGAAGAACGUCCUGCAGCUAAGACUGCAGCAGAGGAGGACACGGGAGCAGCUAGCGGACCAGGGCAUCAUGCCUCCUCUGAAGAGCCCGGCUGCAUUCCAUGAACAGAGGAAAAGUCUUGAGAGAUCCAAGACUGGGGAUUACUUAAAACAUAAAAUCAGAAGUAGACCGGAGAAGUCAGAUUUGGUCAACAUGCAUAUUUUACAAGACUCAGCCGAGGAAGGCUCCAUACAGGCCACUCAGAUGAAACUAAAGCGAGCCAGGCUUGCCGACGAUCUUAAUGAGAGAAUUGCGCUAAGACCAGGCCCUUUGGAGCUGGUAGAAAAGAAUAUCAUUCCGGUUGAUUCAGCUGUCAAAGAAGCUGCAAUGAAAGUGCAGCACUGCAUGUGCUCUGUCUGUGUAGUGCACCAUGGCAAGUUCCCCAAGAAAGAGGACUCAUAUGCGUUUGAGGAGGACAGCAGCAGUGACAGCCUGUCUCCUGAGCAGCCCCACAGCAAUGAGUCUCAGGGGUCCGUGUGCUCCUCAUCAGAGACCAAGAGCAGUGACUCCUCUUCCCCAGCAUUACCCAGUAGCAGACAGGGAUUUCAAAACAGGGAGAUAAAUGGCCAUAUUUCUUCCCCUAAUAAUCAAACGAGCCAAGAAGAAAGCCAACCUAUGAUGAACAACAAUGAACUGACCCCACCUGUACCUGUUCCCGCAGUUGUAAAGUCAAAAUCAUCUGACAAAAACCGUCACAAAAAGCUGAAGGACACUAAGCCCAAGGUAAAGAAGCUCAAGUACCACCAGUACAUUCCGCCAGACCAGAAAGCGGAGAAGUCGCCUCCCCCGAUGGACUCGGCCUACGCCCGUCUCCUGCAGCAGCAGCAGCUGUUUCUGCAGCUGCAGAUCCUCAGCCAGCAGAAACAUCACCACCACUCCCAGCAGCGCCAGCAGAACUUCAGCUUCCAGCCACUGCACUCACUACCACACAAGCAGUGCAAUGAACAACUUGCAAGGAAUGUGAAUGCUUCCACAAGCACCGUGACCAGUAGUUCCUCAUCUCCUGUGAAGACAACUUUUUCUGGACAAACCAGCAUUUCACCAAUGAAGCCAGGACCUUUACCCUCUAAUCUGGAUGAUCUUAAAGUGUCUGAGCUGAGACAGCAGCUGAGGAUACGAGGCCUUCCUGUAUCUGGCACUAAAACAGCACUCAUAGAGAGGCUGCGGCCCUUCAAGAACCCCAACGCGAGUCCACCACCCAGCUCCAAUGACAUCACAACCGUUACCUUUCCAGUGACCCCCACUGGUUCUCUGUCGUCGUACCAGUCUUCAGGUUCAACGGGUACCAGUGGCUUCUACCCCUUCUGCAGCACCAGUACAACGCCACCCAUUUCACCGGCCUCAUCUGACCUCUCGGUCAGCGGGUCGCUGCCAGACAGCUUCAGCGACGUCACCAUGUCCUCCCCCCAGUUCGGCCUGCAGCCCUCCCCGUCCCACCUGAGCGCAGACGAGGGGCUGGCAGCCAGUCUGAACGGGAGCUGUCUGCAGGGGGAGGCCGAGGGCCUGGAUGCGGAGAAGGACAAGAUGCUGGUGGAGAAGCAGAAGGUGAUCGAGGAGCUGACCUGGAAGCUACACCAGGAGCAGCGGCAGGUGGAGGAGCUGAAGAUGCAGCUGCACAAGAGGAAGCACAGCCACAGCCAGCAGGAUCUGCAGGCCUCUCCCCAGCAGCAGCACCACCUGCAGGCUUCACCCAAGCACCAGCACCAUCUGCAGCCUCCGCCCCAGCAGCAGCAUUUCUUCGGCGUGUCCAUCAAGCAGGAGCACGUGGCCUCCAGCUGCCCCCUGUCCUCGAAGCAGCUGAAGAGCUCUCCCAGCAGCUGUAUGGAGAGCCUGGGCCACGGCGGGCCACCCUCCCUGCCCGGCCUGGCAGGCCCUCGCUGCCUGGACCCCUCGGCCGGGGGCAGCCCCUCCACGCUGUCUGCCUUCCUCAGCCCUCAGUGUUCCCCUCAACACUCCCCUAUCGCUAAGGCAGCUGGGAGCCCACAACACAACAGCCUGCCCUCUUCCCCCCACAACCCCUACCUGCUGUCCAUCUCUUCAGGCACGCUCGGUGCGGAGAGCCAGAGCCACUCUCCACAACAGACCGGUGGCAGGCCACAGGCAGCACAGACCCAGCAGAAGAACAUUGGCCAGCCUGUGAACUGCUCCUACUCACCCGAACAAAGGAGUUUACAGCCACUGUUCCCCAUUUCUGCCAACAGUGGCUUUAACCACAGGGAUCACUCAAAAGCAAAGAACUCAAAUAUGCAACAGAAGAUGGCAAUAUUACACUCUCCCCGGCACGUGGGUCAAAAGUUUCCCAUCUCCUCUGCUACCUGCUGUAGCUCAGAUUCUGCAUCAAAGAUAAAACGGCCCCCCUGCUAUGAAGAUGCAGUAAAGCAGCAGUUGACCAGAAGCCAACAGAUGGAUGAACUUCUUGAUGUGCUUAUUGAAAGUGGAGAAAUGCCAGCUAACGCCAAAGAAGACAGGCCCUGUGUAACCAAAGUUGUGCCUCACAUUACAGUUUCGUCAGGAAGCUCCAGCAUCCCAGUCCCCAGAUUCCACAGGCACUAUGAGCACUUGUCCCCAUCCCAGCUCUCCUACGAACAUGGAACCGGCAAUGGGGAUGGCCACCUGGAGGCCUUGUUGAACAGUCCCAUGGGCAGAGUGGGCGAGAUCGUGAUCCACAAGAUGGCCUCUGAGGAAGGGCAUGUGGAGGACACAGGGGAAGGCUUUGCAGCUGCCCGCCAAGAGAAACUGCUCAACAACCGUGAAAUGAUGGACACGCCGGUGUCCCCAAUGGAUGCCAGGGUGUCUUCAGUCAAUGAGGGCCAGGGGCUCAGUAUGACUUUCACAGAGUCACCAUGGGAAACCAUGGAGUGGUUGGAUCUCACCCCCCCGAGUUCUGCAACAGGGUUCAGCUCCAUCCCCCCAGCUGGGCCCAGCAUCUUCAACACGGAAUUCCUGGACGUUUCAGAUAUCAACUUGAAUUCGGCCAUGGACCUUCACUUAGAGCAGUGGUGAACGGGAAGCACUAAGCACCAAAACAGAGCAGCCACUCACAGACAUAGUUAAGAGUCACAAAUGUAUUUUUACUGUACAUCCUGAUAUUUUUAUAAAAAUGUACUGGCAUAGAACAACAGCAGGGGCUUUUAGAAUAUCUUUGCCUUUCUGGACAUGAUGCACACAAUUAAAGUGGGCAGUCAGAAGUUACAUAAACAGUUACAUAGUUACAAGUUACAUAUGUAUUUUAAAAGAUUCUCAGCAAAAAAUCUAGCAAAAAUUAAAUUACGCCUACGUUGGACAACUAUGCUCAGUUGCAACAAACAGCGUUCACUAUGCAAUUAGUUUUGGUCAAAAAAAACUUGAAAAGCCACAUUUCAGUAUUAUGACUGCAUGCUGAGGAAAGAAUGCAUUUAGUUUACUGGAAACAAAAACUUUAAACUGAAAAGAAGAUGUCUUUAUUUUGGUUUUCGUAUUGGCAAGAGAAAUACAAAUUUUCAAUGGUAUGAAGAUUUUUGUAAAUAGAUUAUUAUUGACAUUUGUAAAAAAUAAAAUAAAAUAAAAAACAAGCCAAAAAAAAAAAAACAACAAACCUAUUAGACAAGUAAAAGUAUGCAUUUUAGUUAGCAAGGUGACUCAGAGCACUUCAGCUGAAUUCUCACAGUAUACAAAUGGUACUUUUGUACUUUGUAAAUAUGAGAAUGUUCACAUUGCACAUUGAGUAGUGUAGUAAAAGGUUGUCACUUUGUAUUUUCAUAGUGUUUAUUUGAUGGAAUAGCAUUUUGAUUGCCCUUCCAUGCAAGUAUUUUAUCACUUUUUUAUUCUUUUUGCUUGAAGCUUGAAUAUAUUUAUUUGCUACACUGCAGUUGGACUAAAGUGUAUAGAAAACACAUAUAUUUUAUCAACACUGAGCUUUUUGUAUUGUCACUGUUCUAGAACAAAACAGGCAAUAUCCUCACUAUGUAAAAAAAAUGACUGUGGAGAAUCCAGAAUAAGAAAUGUGGGCCACCAGUUUCAGUUGUCAACACAUUCAAAAAUAUUUAAGGAUGGGUUUUUUAAAUUAUUAUUUUCACUGAAAAGUCAUUAGUUUGAAUGAAAUUUGCCAUGUGUAACAAAAAUGUGUUGAAGCAGACCAAAAGAUAAUGGAGAUCACAGAUUGACACAAUAAUGCAGGGAGAUGGAGUCCUUUGUCAAACACUGUGUAAUGAUCGGAUGACUUUAUGUUCCUACCAUUACAUAUGAUUCAUUGGUCUUAACCUGUAUGUCAAUUUAAAGAAAUUUUGAAAUGCUUUUAAUUGUGCCUGGAACUACUCGAAUUGUGACUGCCAUUACAUCCUGGGAUCAAAUUUUGUCUACAGUUUUGAUGUGAUUUUUAUAUUUGAUACUGACUAGUUCUCCAUCUUCUUUUAGCCAAGUAUCUUAUAAGAAAAUACUUCUCAUAUGUAUUUAUUAUUUUCUAUAUUAGUAUUUAUAUGACAUUCCUAUAUGAAAAAUUGGAUUAUUGGUGAUCUUCAAAACCUGAAACCUGCCAUUUUAACCUCCCCACAUUUAUUCUUAAAGGUUCACUUGAAAAUCAUACUUUUAUAGACAUACCAAAUCAAUUAUUUAUAGAGUAUAUUUUUCUAAAAAUCAGGUUUCUUGGUCAAAAGCUAUGCCAGCCUUACCAGCACUUGUAAGAAACUCCUCUGUAUGGUCUUGUUUUUGCAGGUUUAAAUCAAUGGUAUGCACACUCCCUGAAUUAACUGGUACUAUGUGACAACUAAAUGGUUUCAUUCACCACCAGGUAACAUUUUGAAAUCAUUUCAUAAGCUGGGAUGAUUUCCAUUGUUAAUGGGGGGAGAAUGGGAUUUUGUAGUUAUAAGCAGUAUAAUACUGUUAAUCCACUUGUUUGCUAAAAUGGUUUCAAAGACUAUAUUUAGAUAGGAUAGAUUGUGUGAUCACUUUAUCCAGGCAAACAAAACGUAAAAUAAAAUGGUAGUCGCACAGUAGUUUGGUCCAAAUGCAUAUCCCUUAAAUUUCUGAUCACAGCUACAAAACAUCACAAAUAAACAAUGAAAACCUAGGAUGAACUUAUCAAUGAAUUUAUUUUUAUUCAACAAGAUUCACUCUUUUCAAUCCAUAGGACCUUUGCAAAUGCAAAUAUAUGCAUCUUAAACUCCAAAAAUACAUAGUGCCCUAAAAGCAAAACUAUUAACGUUAUAUUGGUAUCAAUUUCUUACUGUACCAUGUGUACAUGCAUGUAAUUGUUUGUCAGUCAGACCAAUAGCUCUGAAUUAUUUUCUUUAACACUGUAAUGGUGUAAACUGAUUAGGAGCUCAAGACAUUUUUUUCAUCUGAAUUCCAUUAAAGUGUUUUAAAAGAACUGACCUUUCGUUAAGGAAAAAAAUCUAACCAUAAACCCCUUUUCCCAUUCAUUUUGAUUAAAGAAAUUGUAAGUGGAACAUUUGUAAUUGGAAGCUGUUUUGGCUGGUUCUUAUAAUUGAAGUGCAACAUUACACAGACCCAGAACAUACUAUAUCACACUGCAUUAUGUGUGAAACAAAUCACUAACACCAAUCACAAGCCUCUAAACCUCUUAGACACACAGCAUAUGAAUUGAAACCAUGAACUCCGUUGAAUCUCUUAUAAGAUGAAAAUCUACUUUGUUAUAAUGCCCAAAAUACUUCUGGUAUAGCUUCAUUUUACUAUGUUGGAACCCUCUGUAGAAUAGAUAUAUUUAUCAUAAGCUAAUGCGUUAUCCAAUACUCGUUUCAUUGACACAAGGGUAAGGGACAUUUUCUCAUUUUCAAAAAGUGCCUUUGACCUUCCAAAUGCAAGGUUUACAAACACAACCAUCUCUGAUAUCUAUAAUGCUUUAAAAAAACCUUUAAUCUACAUUCUUAAAAAAAGAACAAUGUGUUACAUAUAAAUGAGUCUAUCUAUUAAAAAUUUUAAAAUAAGAAAUCAGUUAAAAGUGAAUACGAAAUUUCAAUCAAGUGCCAAGACUGAAACAUUUUAAAAAUCUAAAUUGUAUGAAGCAGUGUGGUUAUAUGCAGUGUAUGGAAUGUUCAGACGUUUUGUAUGUACAGCGUCUUUGUACAAGGCUUGACUGAAGUCGUAUGGUUUGCAGGCCUCCUCUGCAAAAGAGACCACAGGUCUCAGUAGGGCAACCUGCUUAAAGGUUUUAAAAAUGAAGUAUCAUAGGCUUUGGUAAACUUGUUUCAGGAGAAAAUGUAACUAAGGGAAGGAGAGUGUCAUGCAGUUUUUGGGUGAUAUUUGGAUAUGGUUCUGUUCUGAUAUUGUACAUUGCUGUAUAGAUUUAAAGUGCAGUCUUACAUUCAGAACAAAUCUAUUAAAAAUGACACACCCUUUUGGGUUUCCUUUUUCACAUAUAUGUCACACUACAUGUCUUUCUGUGGAAAAAAUGUGUCUUUUGUAAACCCCAGAGAAUUGAGGAUGCCUCAGGGUAAAUGUCAUAUUUGAUUAUUCAGAUAUUGACUUUUUGCAAUGGGAGCAAAUGCUUAUCUUAUAUGUUGUGAAGCUAAAUCUAUAAUGUGGUUAUGAGUAACAUGUUUUUUGAUUUUGAACAGGCCUGUGAAUAUUUUUGCAAAAUGCCACUAUCACUCCAAGUUAGGCUUUCUUUGCCAGUUCUAGGUUUUAUUUACGUGAAUUUCAUUAACAAUGAGAUUAAAAGUAACAACACUUUACCUUCUCACUUCAAAGAGGCUAACUGGCCGAACAGGAUAUACAGCAGCUUUACUGAGGCACUUUCAAGAAGUCAUAAUGUAGUGUUCUGCUUCUUACCUUUAAAACUGUUGAUACACAUUCUUGGAUAAUGAAUAGCAACUGUGAUAUACCCUUACAGAGAAUAUACCUUGUAUAACUUGUAAUAAAUUGUUGUAAGGACAGGAUUACACAAUCUUCUGAGAUGAACCAAGGAAUAAAUCUGACAGAAAGCUUUCUUGUUGCUUGGCCACUGAACUGUUUUUGAAUGUAAACAUCCUCAGUAUUUGUCUACACCACUGUAUUAUUGUAGAUGAAAAGACAAUAAAUUUAAACACAAUUUCA
This is a messenger RNA of Anguilla rostrata (American eel), 7570 nucleotides long. It is a transcript of the gene myocd, whose product is annotated as myocardin. The coding region runs from base 356 to 3544 and encodes 1062 amino acids. Gene Ontology annotation, molecular function: transcription coactivator activity. The record is from RefSeq and is a predicted model, not a curated record. Gene Ontology annotation, cellular component: nucleus. The transcript is spliced from 16 exons. NCBI's taxonomy places the organism in Eukaryota, Metazoa, Chordata, Actinopteri, Anguilliformes, Anguillidae. Gene Ontology annotation, biological process: smooth muscle cell differentiation; positive regulation of transcription by RNA polymerase II; cardiac muscle cell differentiation.